Messenger RNA from Vespula pensylvanica (western yellowjacket), 848 nucleotides. It is a transcript of the gene Rfk, whose product is annotated as riboflavin kinase. Gene Ontology annotation, cellular component: mitochondrion. The transcript has 4 exons. NCBI's taxonomy places the organism in Eukaryota, Metazoa, Arthropoda, Insecta, Hymenoptera, Vespidae. Gene Ontology annotation, biological process: FMN biosynthetic process; riboflavin biosynthetic process. The record is from RefSeq and is a predicted model, not a curated record. Gene Ontology annotation, molecular function: riboflavin kinase activity. Bases 325 to 771 code for a protein of 148 amino acids.
ACGUUUAUAUUGGUAGUACUGUACGAAUAUUUGAGUCAAUUAUAUGCAUUCAUUCAUAGAUAAAAGUAGCUAUUAAAAAAGACUACAUAUGUACAUAUUAACUCAUCACAGUUACUCAUGUCCUCAUUGCCACGUAGUAUUAUUAAAAAAAAUCGAGAAUCAAUAGUGAUUUUAUAGUGAAUAAAAAGUUUACUCUAACAAUUAUAUGAAUAUUCUCAAUGAUAAAGAAAAAUUGAAUAUAUUUGUUUUAUUUACUGUAGCGUUAUAUACCCGCUUGCCGAAGAUUACUUCGUGGCACGAAUCUGAGAAACAUAGAUACGUGAGAUGAGUGAUAAAAUAUUACCAUGUUUUGUAUCUGGUAUGGUGGUGCGAGGUUUUGGUAGAGGCUCAAAAGCAUUAGGCAUUCCUACAGCAAAUUUUCCAGAAUGCGUUGUUAAUUCAUUACCUAAGGAUUUUGACACUGGUAUAUAUUAUGGUUGGGCUGCUUUAGAUGGAAAGAAGAUAUAUAAAAUGGUUACAAGUGUUGGAUGGAAUCCAUUUUAUAAAAAUGAGAAAAAAACAUUUGAAGUUCAUAUAUUAGAAACUUUUCCAAAUGAUUUUUAUGGAAAGGAACUUAAAGUGAUUGUUACUGGUUAUAUACGAAAAGAGAAAGAUUUUGCAUCAAUAGAUGAAUUAAUAAAAGAAAUAAAGAAUGAUAUUAUGAUUGCUGAGAAAGAAUUAGACAAACCUAACAUGUUGAAUUAUAAAUAUGACACUUUUUUGACAGGAUGACCAAUUUUAUUUUAUUAUAAAAAUAUUUUAUGUCUUUUAAUAAUUAAUUUUUACAAAUAUACUUAUUGUGAAAGUUA